UCUUCAUCAGACAUUAUCCGCCUCCUCGUCAAGUGUUGAUCUUUAGACGAGUUAUGGGGAAAGAGAGCAGCAGAGCCUCGAGCUUGAAAGCAGAGCAGAAAGUUAUUGUUCUCCGUUCGGUCGCUCAGUACUUGGAUCGAUGUGGGUUUUCUAAAUGCUUCAAGAAGCUUCUCUCCGAAGCUGAAAUCGAGAAGAAGGAAUUGAACAGUAGCUUACCGGAUUUAGAGGAAGUUUUCUGCGAUUUUUUUAACAAGAGCCAUGUUGAAGAAUCUGGUGAUGAUAAUGAGGAUGGGAAGAAGAAGAAGAAAGCAGCAAGUGUAGAUGAGAAUGCAUCUGUUGAUCACCAAAAGGACGAGAAGAAAGAUAAGAAGAAGAAGAAAAAGAAGGAACCAGAACUGGAGGUAACUAAGGAGGAGGAGGAGGAGAAGGUCAAAGAGACUGAUGCUGAGAUUGAAGACGGACUGAAAGAGAAAAAGAAGAAGAAGAAGAAGAAAACCAAGUCUGAGUCUUUGGUUGAAGAUGAGGAUAAGGAGAAAUCCUCCAAGAAAAGGAAAAGAUCAGAGCCUGAAGAGACUAAAGAAGAGACCGAGGAGGAGGAUGAUGAUGAGGGAUCAAAACGGAGGAAGAAGGAAGAGAAUGUAGUGGAAGAAACGCCUGUUAAGCAGCAGGCUGAUGAUGUUCAGGAAAACGGUAACGUUGAGAAAAGCGAAAAGAAAUCAGGAAAAGGCCUUUCUAACUCUAAAGAGCCGAAGAAACCGUUUCAGAGAGUGAACGUUGAAGAGGUUGUCUUCACUGACGAGAGGCUAAAAGAUAACUCUUACUGGGCAAAGGAUGGUGCUGAUUCGGGUUAUGGUGCUAAAGCUCAAGAGGUUCUAGGUCAAGUCAGAGGAAGGGGUUUCCGACAUGAGAAGACGAAGAAGAAACGUGGUAGCUACAGAGGAGGAGAGAUCGAUCUUCAGUCACAUUCGGUUAAGUUUGAGUACUCAGACGAUGAAUGAUGAUCAUUGAUGAGCAAUACACUUGUCUUUAUCUUCAUCUUUGUUUCUCUUUUUAAAUUAUUACCCGCCAUCUCUUUCUUUUGCUCUGCUUAUCUCAAAAUGUAAAACUAUUCGGAUCUAAUUAACCCGGAACUGGGUUCAAGUUUUGCCUGUGUUGA
Molecule: messenger RNA, 1156 nt
Organism: Raphanus sativus (radish)
Lineage: Eukaryota; Viridiplantae; Streptophyta; Magnoliopsida; Brassicales; Brassicaceae
Exons: 6
Coding region: 54-998 (314 amino acids)
Molecular function (GO): protein binding
Source: RefSeq, a predicted model, not a curated record